This is a messenger RNA of Yarrowia lipolytica CLIB122, 618 nucleotides long. RefSeq lists its product as uncharacterized. Gene Ontology annotation, cellular component: phagocytic vesicle; fungal-type vacuole membrane; late endosome. Gene Ontology annotation, molecular function: GTPase activity; GTP binding. The record is from RefSeq and is a predicted model, not a curated record. Lineage: Eukaryota; Fungi; Ascomycota; Dipodascomycetes; Dipodascales. Gene Ontology annotation, biological process: regulation of vacuole fusion, non-autophagic.
AUGCCGCCCAAAAAGAGAACCAUGCUGAAGGUCGUCAUCCUCGGCGACUCCGGCGUUGGUAAGUCGUCGUUGAUGCAACAGUACGUCAACAACAAGUUCAGCACACAAUACAAGGCCACGAUCGGAGCCGACUUUCUCAACAAAGAGCUGACUCUCGAGGGCCGAAAAGUCAACAUGCAAAUCUGGGACACGGCCGGUCAGGAACGGUUCCAAUCCCUCGGUCUGGCUUUCUACCGAGGCGCCGACUGUUGCGUUCUGGUCUACGAUGUCAACAACUCCAAGAGUUUUGAUGCCCUGACUCUGUGGCGAGAUGAGUUCCUUCUCCUUGCCAACCCCCGAGACCCAGAAAACUUUCCUUUUGUGGUGAUCGGUAACAAGGUGGAUGUGGAGGAGAGCAAGCGGGCAGUUUCCGCCAAGCGAGCCCAGGCCUUCUGCAAGGCAACCGGCAACAUUCCCUAUUUUGAGACCAGUGCCAAGGAGGACACUGGUGUAGACCAGGCUUUCGAGACCGUUGCUCGAAACGCCAUGGCACAGGUGGACUCAGAGGACUACACGGACGAUUUCGCCGACACCAUCAACAUCCAUCUGGAUAAUGAGCAGUCCAACUGUGCUUGUUAA